Messenger RNA from Colletotrichum acutatum, 465 nucleotides. RefSeq lists its product as uncharacterized. The record is from RefSeq and is a predicted model, not a curated record. Lineage: Eukaryota; Fungi; Ascomycota; Sordariomycetes; Glomerellales; Glomerellaceae. The transcript has 2 exons. Bases 1 to 465 code for a protein of 154 amino acids.
AUGUCUGAAAUUGCCCUCGCAAACCUCGAGGGUAUAUAUCGAGGGUUACAAUCACAGCAAGACCUUCGAUACUUUCCCGAGAGCAACUGCAGGGAAGAAGAAGAAGAAGAAGGAAGCCAUACGCCGCCUAAUAGUAGCGGCACGGCAGCCGCGGUGUUUACCUCUGGGCCCUCGAGUUCGGGGAGUAGCGGUCUUAUCUCGUCGCCACCGCCGACAGGCCAGAGUGGUGAUCAUCCUAGUGGCGUGGCCAAUGAGGUUUACCACGACUCGCAGGCGACUGAGAGCGCCCCUGAAGAUGAUACGUCGGGUGUCGAAGAGGUAGAGGAAGACCCUGUUGUAUCUGCCCUUGGUGCCCACGGCAUUCAAAGUCCAGGGCGUGCCAGGAAUGCGGCGACUCACCAGCACCUGACGAGCGUGAUGCCCUGUGCUGCUGCCCUGGACCUGAUGCUGAGUCCUGUGGAUUAG